Messenger RNA from Paramecium octaurelia, 734 nucleotides. NCBI's taxonomy places the organism in Eukaryota, Ciliophora, Oligohymenophorea, Peniculida, Parameciidae. The record is from the annotation of a GenBank genome assembly.
AUUAAUAACUCAUCAGCUCCUAAUGAACACAGUUAACUUUGAUCUGUUGAAGUAGCUAUUCUAAGAACUUUGUCUUAAUGUCGAUUCAUAAUUAUGUUACCGUUGUAGCACUUAUUCCCAGCACAAUAAAGCAAUUAAGUAUUUGUACUUACUAUUUGAGUAAUUGCAAAAUCAACACUCAAACGAUGAGGAUUAUAUUCUCCUUCAGUAUUCCAAAUAGUGAUUGUCUAAUCUUAUCCACCAGCGCAUAAAUAAUUUUAUUUUCUUUUAUCCCAAGUUAGAGCUCUACCAUCUUAGUUAUAUUGGGCAAUUAAGAUUUAAGGUUUACGAAUGUCAUAUAUGCAUACUUUAUUUGGAGAUCCUGCAGCUAGGAUGUUGUCAUUUAAACUGACAGAAUAGAUAUCAACCAUUGUUCCAAUCCUAUAAAUAUACUUAUUUUAUCUGAGAUCAAUGUAAAGUAUUCCAUUAUUUACUGUUGCACAACACAAAAUGCAAUCAUUAAAACAAAUCAUUCUUGUAAUAUCAUUUAGCUGGUAGGAUUGCAAUAGCUAUUUCUGAUCAGAAUCAAUAACAAUAAGGUCACCGUUAGAAGUACUGUAUACAAUAAGUUCACCUUAAGAGCAAAGACUAGUUAAUAUCCCAUCUUCUAAUUGAGUUAAUAAUUAUGUGAUUCCAGUUUUAAAAUUACGUGCGAACAAAUUCUCUUUUAAUCCUAAGAAUAUGAUUUCUUAUGA